UACCAACUCCAGCAUGUCGGAUUUGGAGAAAGAUGUGGGCUCCAAUGAACCCAGGGAAACCAUUUGGUACACCAUUGGAGAGCUUGUGGAAAUGGUCGUGUGUCCAGGUUGUGGAAUAUCUAUGGUGUCAUUCAAAAACCGCUUCGCCCACAUCAAGAAGUGCUUUAGCAUCAAGAGACGAGGUCCUUUGUACAGGAUUCACGGAUAUGCGGAGUGCAAGUGCGGUUUCCUUAUAGCGGACACGGAAAAAGCUCGAAAACUGCAUUGUUGUUCGGGAAAACUUCGCCCCUGCAAGCCAUUCAUACGAGCUGAGCCAAAAUCACCCGCGAAAGAACCCGCUGAAGAAGUUAAUCCAUCAAAAAGGGAACAGGCUUUGCAGCCGUUGAUACGCAAUUUUAUAAGCCCCAUCAAACAGCAGGAGUUUCCAUGUCUGGACAUUUCAUAUUCCAGUAAAUCUAAUCCUAAACCAACGUCGAGGCCACGGGUCCGUAACUUCGAUAGGCCACCCAGAAGUCAAGCUCCAAAGGAAGUCUGUGUGUACUCCAUAAUUCGGAGGAAUGGGACUAUCUCAGUGACCGGAAGAUCCAUCGUGAGGUACCGGGGAGGCAAUGAAAACCUUGCCAUACUUAAAAGGCGUGAAGUUAGACUGCCUGCAAGAAGAAAAAAUGAAAAACGUAUAACAUAAUUAUGUAUAAGUAAACUAAGCUGUAGGUAAGUCUUUAUUAUUAAGAAAGUAAAUAUAGUAUGUAUUUAAUAAGACUCAAGUAAUUAUAUGUUUGUUA
This is a messenger RNA of Drosophila teissieri, 782 nucleotides long. RefSeq lists its product as uncharacterized. The coding region runs from base 14 to 685 and encodes 223 amino acids. NCBI's taxonomy places the organism in Eukaryota, Metazoa, Arthropoda, Insecta, Diptera, Drosophilidae. The transcript has 3 exons. The record is from RefSeq and is a predicted model, not a curated record.